Oryza sativa Japonica Group (Japanese rice) is the source of this 2034-nucleotide messenger RNA. Its product is annotated as pyridoxal reductase, chloroplastic. The record is from RefSeq and is a predicted model, not a curated record. Gene Ontology annotation, cellular component: cytoplasm. Lineage: Eukaryota; Viridiplantae; Streptophyta; Magnoliopsida; Poales; Poaceae.
AAGUACGCAACGCCACGAGGGGAUUUUUAUCAAGAGAUUUAACGGACGAGAACGCGCCGCCCAAAUUCCGCGCCUCGUCGACCUCGGCUCCGGCCACCGAUCGAUGGCUCUGCCGGUGACCACCAGGGCGGCGCCGGCGAUGCCCUUCGCGCCGCAGCCGCGCACCGCCGGCGGCGGCCUCCUCCGGCGACCGUCGCCGCCUGCCGCCGCGCUGCGCAUCGCGCCGCCCCUCUUCUGGCCGUGGCAGAAGGUGAAAGUCGGUCCCCUUUCUGUUUCGCCUAUGGGAUUUGGAACAUGGGCUUGGGGGAACCAGCUACUUUGGGGAUAUCAAGAAAGCAUGGAUACUGAACUUCAGGAGUGUUUCAAUUUGGCUCUGAAGAAUGGCAUAAACCUUUUUGACACUGCUGACUCUUAUGGAACUGGAAGGUUGAAUGGUCAGAGCGAAAGGCUCCUCGGUAAAUUUAUCCGCGAGUAUGAAGGGCCGAUGAAGUCCCCUGAUGAUGUGAUCAUUGCAACCAAGUUUGCAGCAUAUCCUUGGCGGCUAACAUCAGGCCAAUUUGUCAGCGCCUGCAAGUCUUCUUUGGAAAGAUUGCAGCUUGAUCGGCUCGGGAUAGGACAGCUGCAUUGGUCUACUGCUAACUAUGCACCUCUGCAGGAGCGUGCUCUUUGGGAUGGUCUAGUUGAGAUGUAUGAAAAGGGUUUGGUUCGUGCUGUCGGCGUCAGCAAUUAUGGGCCCAAGCAGCUUCUGAAGAUCCACAGCCAUCUAUCAUCUAGAGGUGUUCCAUUGAGCUCAGCUCAGGUUCAGUUCUCACUACUGAGCAUGGGGGAUGAGCAGAUGGAGCUGAAAACUGUGUGUGAUUCUUUGGGCAUUCGUCUGAUUGCUUAUAGUCCACUUGGAUUAGGAAUGCUGACAGGAAAGUAUACUACUUCUAACCUUCCAAGUGGACCAAGGUCUGUGUUGUUCCGGCAAAUUCUUCCUGGGUUGGAAUCUCUGCUGACUUGUCUGAAAAGAAUUGCAGAAAGGAAGGGGAAGACCAUGUCUCAAGUGGCCAUAAAUUGGUGCAUCUGCAAGGGCACAAUUCCUAUUCCAGGUGUCAAAACAGUCAGGCACGUCGAGGAUAACUUGGGAGCACUGGGCUGGAGGCUUAGCCCUGCUGAAGUUUCAGAGCUCGAAGCUGCAGCAAUGGAGUCUCCGAAGAGAAUGGUCCAGAACAUAUUCCAAACUGCAUGAGCACACAUAUAUAUAAGGAUCGCUCCAACCAUCAGUAAUUCAGUGAGAGAGAAUUAGAAGUGUGCAUUUCUCCUAAUUGAGAAUUCAUCACUGUAAAUACAUAUUCCAGCCAAGUGUUUCAGUCUGAAGAAUAUAUAUAGACUGUGACACGCACGAAGUGCCAUAAUCUUACUGAGAAAGAAGGUUGCUGCAGAAACAUUGUCCAUAUAACAUUUCACCAGCUUAUUCCAAUACACUCAGUUUCCCAGAGAACAAGCAGCUUAGCUGUGCCAUUCAACUAUCUGAACCAGAGCGAUCAGAUAGUACUCAGUUUAACAGCUUAAACCUUACUUAUAGGUAGCACUAGUAAUUACAUAAUAAACUAUAUAUACAAACCAGCAACACGGGGCAGAUACAACAAAUCGGAUCGUCGCUAAUGCGCACCAUCAAUGGCGGGGCUCGUGACGUCACACCUUGCAGUACUUGGCGGCGGCGUCGCGGUCGGGAUGCUGCUGCUGCUGCUGCUGCAUGAGCGAGAGCGCGCGCUCGAACUGCGCCCACCGCUGCUCGAGCGUGCCGUUGUACCCGACGGACAUGCGGACGAGGCCGGGGGAGAUGCCGGCGCGAGCGCGGUCCUCGGGCGGCAUCUCGCUGCUGGUGCUGCUGCCGGAGCACGACAUGAGGGUCUCGUAGUAGCCGAGGCUGACGGCCAUGAGGCCGAAGCGGGUGGUGUUCUGGAGGUGGUGCAUGAGGCGGUUGGCGCGGUCCUCGGUGCCCAUGUCGACGCAGAGCAUGCCGCCGGCGCCGUAGCCCGGGUUGGCGAU